GGGGCUCGCCUGCGCCCCGGAAGCUGCCCCUUCUCGGGGGUCAAGAUGGGCAGCAAAAUGGCGUCUGCCAGCAGGGUCGUGCAGGUAGUCAAGCCACAUACUCCAUUAAUAAGGUUCCCUGACAGAAGAGACAAUCCUAAACCCAAUGUAUCAGAAGCUUUGAGAUCAACAGGGGUACCAUCUCAUUCUGCAAUUUCACAGCAUUCUAAGGGAAGUAAAUCACCAGAUUUGCUGAUGCAUCAAGGUCCACCAGACACUGCAGAAAUACUAAAAUCAUUACCUCAGAAAUACAGAAGGAAACUUGUGUCUCAAGAAGAAAUUGAAUUUAUCCAACGUGGAGGUCCAGAAUAAUCACUGUGAGCAGCAGUUUGUCAUCAAACAAAAGAACUGACUUUACGAUAAAGGACUUCCAAAAUAACAAAUGAGAAAUUGUAUAUUAAACAACUUUAAUAAAGUAAAAAAAAAAUGAAAUAUAGAAAAUUUAGAUGGACACUUUUAUCUCCUAAUUUAUGUAUCUUGGUCAGCUUCUCCACAAGCUUACCUAAUUGUUUAUAUGCUUUCUACUUAUUAAAGUAUACAUUUUUAAAUGUUAGCCUAUUUACUCUUUUUUGGGGGAGAGGCAGCUAGCCAGUAUGGGGAUCCAAGCCCUGGACCU
Cynocephalus volans (Philippine flying lemur) is the source of this 655-nucleotide messenger RNA. Its product is annotated as alpha-ketoglutarate dehydrogenase component 4. The record is from RefSeq and is a predicted model, not a curated record. The coding region runs from base 46 to 351 and encodes 101 amino acids. The transcript has a single exon. Gene Ontology annotation, molecular function: oxoglutarate dehydrogenase (succinyl-transferring) activity. NCBI's taxonomy places the organism in Eukaryota, Metazoa, Chordata, Mammalia, Dermoptera, Cynocephalidae. Gene Ontology annotation, biological process: 2-oxoglutarate metabolic process.